CCCUCCGUCUACAUCAGCUACAACGCUUUCCACAUUGCCACAAAUCCAUCUAUCCUUCCCCCUCUCCCUUGUCCGUAUACCAAUUCACAACUGUUAAUCAUCCACAAUGGGAAGCGGCCUGCCCACCCCUCCGUUGGAGGACCAAAAGUCUAGGAAGAGCUCAUCCAGCUCCAAGUCCAUCAAGCCCAACCGCCACACCGCCAAGCGCGCCAGCCCUCACAACGCUACACAACAUCACGACCAUGCUUCGCAAGGCAUGUCUGCCGAUGGCCGCCACAAAAGAGUAUGGAAGGCCUGUGAAAGAUGUCGGAUGAAGAAGACAAAGUGCGAUGGAGAGUUCCCCUGUAAGAGGUGUAAGGACGAUGGCCUCGUUUGCACCGCCGGCGUCCGCAAGAAGACGGAAUACAAGCAGCUCCCUAGGGGAUACGCCGAAGUCCUCGAGCACACUCAGUUUGCCCUCAUCGCCACCGUCCACAAGCUCUACUCCAUGGUCAGGAAUCAACAACAAUGGGACCUGGGCGAACCCGAACUCAAUGAUAGAGGGCAACCCGUCAUCCACAACAUUGCUCAGAAGCUUGGAUGCAUCCGCCCCAACAGCGACAUCGACCUGCCGGUGCAUUCAGUCUUUCCCGAGGACGAGGCCGGCCUGACCGAGCUGGCGCGUCAACUGGAGGAGCAACAGAAGGAACGCGACGUCGAGAACGCGAUGAAGAUCGAGGUCGACUCGACCUCUAGCUGCGAACGAUCAGACCGCGCCAGCUCUUCCGAGAUCGACCACUCCGAGUUUGAGGCCGACUACCGUAAGGCUGUCUUUGGCGGCCAUAACAACCCGAUGACCAUGUCGCCGCAGAGCUUCUCGACGGGCUACACCGAAUUCGACGUCGACUCGGUCGCCUCGCCCGUCGACCCGGCCGCUGUUAUGUUCCAGCAACAAAACCAGUCGCCGCCUAUGAACGCCUACCAGCAAUGGAACAUGCCCAGGCAAUCGGCGCCCCCCUCCAUGGACCUCACGCAACAAUUCUUCCAGCACCCGGGUGCUCUCACCAAUAUGGACAUGCUCAACCAGGGCCUGAUCGAGUCUGAAUUUGGAACCAUCAAGCCUCACGUCCUCAACUGCCCAAAUCCGGAAGUCAUGAUGGGCAUGGGCGACCCAAUGAUCUACGGAGGCUACGACGGAGAGCCAUUGCGAUUGUAACCCAGCCGAUAUUUGGAGCCUUUGGGCGCUUUUUAAUUAUGGGAUCAUGAGAGAUAGAAGCUGGGUUCGGGCCGGGCGAUGACAUUGGGCGCAAAAGAACCGGGGCAAAGGUUCACGUUUAUCUGGCGUUGUUGCACGAUACACCGCGAAGGCGUUGAUUUUUGUUUUCACUGUUUUAUCGGGACCAUGGGUUCUACUCGCGAGAGAGACGUUGCGGCGAUACCGAGGCGUUGACGGAUAUGGCUUUUCGGUUGGGGUUUCUGCUCAUCACUCGAAGUGAUUAAUCAUCGAGGGGGCCUGAAUGAAAGGGGGGACCGAACGGUCAACGACUCCACGUCACGAAACAUCGAUGCGCGCAACGCGCAAACCGAAUUUCCACCAUUGUACACAAUUCUCUUAUUUCUUGUCUGUUUUCUUGUCUACGUUUCUCUUUUGUCUCAUCGUGGCCAGGCUCGGACAACGUUAGUCGCUUCGCAUGGCCUGACGAUGUGGGGUUUAUCUGUUUAGGUUCACUCAUCGCCGUCGCCCCUUGCCCGCCUCCCUAUCUAUCUCUGUCUGCCUUGGAGAGAGUUGGGACGGACACAGAAGCUUGCAUAAAGCCUGUGCGCAAGAGCGAGGGGGAGGGGGGGUCAGAGUACCUUGGCUUCUGGGCAAAAGAAGACGUAGAAAAAUACCAAACCACAACUCCUUCAACCAAGAAUACGACACAAAAGACCGCGUCCCGGUGGAAUAAAUAAAGUGACAAUGCAAAAUGCUGCCCAGGCUGCCCAGUCCCCUCGGAAAUUUUCUCAUGAUAUCGUUCAAAUUAAAAAAAAAAAAAAAACUUUUGUGAAGAGCAUUUUGUUUUUACCAGGUGAACUUGGACCGAGUGAGUCGAGCAAAGGUAUCGUGUAACCUUCUCUCCAUCCCCAAAGGGUUUUUUCUUCUUUUCUUCUCAUCCUUUCCUUCUCCAAAUUCUUUACAGUUAAACUUUCGGAAUGCAGGUGUUAUGGCGUCUCACGCAAACCGUUGUCUCGCAAGAAUCAAUUGACGAACUAUUCUUGCCACAUGCGUUCCGGGGAAGAUUUUCCAAGCGCCACAAACACACACACACACUCAGCCUACCUCCCCUCAUCCUCCCCUCCCGCUAGCAUGCACAUUGGGAAGGGAAAUAGAGCACCAGGAGCCAGCUCCGUUAAGUUUUGC
Molecule: messenger RNA, 2380 nt
Organism: Colletotrichum destructivum
Lineage: Eukaryota; Fungi; Ascomycota; Sordariomycetes; Glomerellales; Glomerellaceae
Product: Putative zn(2)Cys(6) fungal-type DNA-binding domain-containing protein
Exons: 2
Coding region: 107-1195 (362 amino acids)
Biological process (GO): regulation of DNA-templated transcription
Molecular function (GO): DNA-binding transcription factor activity, RNA polymerase II-specific; zinc ion binding
Source: RefSeq, a predicted model, not a curated record